Messenger RNA from Haemonchus placei, 894 nucleotides. The record is from the annotation of a GenBank genome assembly. NCBI's taxonomy places the organism in Eukaryota, Metazoa, Nematoda, Chromadorea, Rhabditida, Trichostrongylidae.
AUGCUAGGUACACUAGCUCUGGACUCUGACGCUGCCGUGACAUAAAUUUUGUCGAACAACGCCCAAGGCUGCAGACGUAUGAACGCCAUUUGCAGGUCUGGAUCUCCAACGGAUGACUCCUUUAUGGAGUUCAAUCUCGGUAUUGGUGGACCCAACAUAGCACCUACGGUAACAGCACUUCUCACCUGCCGAGCUGAUGGGAAAUGGUAUUACACCGAUGGAACAGCAUCACUUGCAAUUACGGACGUUAGCUGUAGUACCACGAAGGCACCCGCUACAAAUUGUGCGACAUGUGAUCCCAACGAUGUGGUAUUCAAAGAAGGCGUAGAUGCAGACGAAACGGAUGCCAUCAGAGAAGAUUUGCCAAAUAACGCCCAAGGGUGCAGACAAAUGAACGCGAUCUGCGAGUCUGGAUCAGACACUGACACUUCAUUUAUGGAGUUCAACGAUGUUGUGGGUGGGCCCCCGAUUGCGCCCACGGUUACAGCACGUCUCGUUUGUCGUGCCGACCAAAAAUGGUACUACACUGAAGGAGGGAAUUCAGUGGCAAUCAACAAAGUGACUUGUAGUACCACAAAAGUUGAUCCCGUUGAAACAUGUGCGACAUGUGACCCGAGUAUUGUGGAGUUCCUAACGGCCACAAGCCCCGAUCAAACGGAUGCUAUUAUGGAAGAACUCCCGAAUAACGCCCAAGGGUGUAAACAAAUGAAUGCCGUCUGCAGAUCAGGGACAACAGAUGAUUCCUUCAUGGAGUUCAACGGUGCCAUUGGAGGACCAGAUAUAGCUCCCACUGUGACGGCAGUUCUCACUUGUCGAGCUGAUCAGCAAUGGUACUUCGAUGACGGGGUGAAUGCGCUGUACGUUCUAGAAUUUCAGAUUGCACCUCAAUUAUAG